Molecule: messenger RNA, 1290 nt
Organism: Mycetomoellerius zeteki
Lineage: Eukaryota; Metazoa; Arthropoda; Insecta; Hymenoptera; Formicidae
Product: trafficking protein particle complex subunit 13
Exons: 11
Coding region: 64-1272 (402 amino acids)
Cellular component (GO): TRAPPIII protein complex
Source: RefSeq, a predicted model, not a curated record
AGAAAGCACCAUGAUGCACCAUUGUGGUGCAAUUACAAAUCUGAUAUAAGAUAACGAGAAAAAAUGGAAGUCAAGGCGAAAAGUGAACAUUUGCUAACUUUGAAAGUAAUGAGAUUGACACGACCUACCUUGGCUAGUCCCAUGGUUGUCACAUGUGAUUCUACAGACUUACCAGGUAAUACAUUGAACAACGAACUUAAGAACGAUUGCACGACAUUGCAAGGCAUGGAGGCACUCGCUAUAGGACAAUUUAUGGUAUUGCCUCAAAGUUUUGGAAAUAUAUAUUUAGGAGAGAUAUUCUCCAGUUAUUUAUGUGUUCACAAUGGCAGUAACCAAGUGGUAAAAAAUGUUAUUGUAAAAGCAGAUUUACAAACAAGUACACAAGUUAUUCUACUCUCCAGCAAUAACCUGGAAGGAAAAGAAUUAGCACCAGACAAUACAGUGGAUGAAGUUAUUCAUCAUGAAGUUAAGGAAAUAGGUACACACAUAUUAGUUUGUGAAGUGUCUUAUACAAAUCAGAUUGGACCUCCACUGUCAUUUAGAAAAUAUUUCAAGUUCCAGGUAGUUAAACCACUUGACGUGAAGACUAAAUUUUAUAAUGCAGAGUCAGAUGAGGUAUAUCUCGAAGCACAAAUACAAAAUCUAACAGCUGGACCAAUUUGCUUAGAAAAAGUUGCUCUUGAAUCGUCCCACUUAUUUAGUGUGACUACAUUAAAUACAAAUGACGAGGGAGACUCUAUCUACGGAAGUGUAAAUUUAUUAGAUACAGGCUGUAGUAGACAAUAUCUAUAUUGUUUAAAGCCACAAUCAAGCUUAUUAAAAGAUCCGAAAAUGAUGCAAAAUGCAACAAAUAUUGGCAAAUUGGACAUUGUGUGGAGGAGUAAUUUAGGAGAAAGAGGAAGAUUGCAAACGAGUCAAUUGCAAAGAAUGGCACCUGAGUAUGGAGAUCUGAGGGUUAUCAUAAAGGAUAUUCCUUUAAAGGUUUAUCUUGAAGAACCAGUUAAUUGUACAUGCCAUAUAAUAAAUACAUCAGAAAGAAGUAUGGAAUUAUUACUAAGUUUAGAGUCAAAUAAUUCCAUAGCUUGGUGUGGAAUGUCUGACACAACAAUUGGUACUUUAAAACCUGGAGCUUCCAUGGACAUACCUCUCUGCUUCAUUACUCUGGAUACAGGCAUUAUCACUAUUUCCGGUUUAAAACUUACAGAUACGUUUUUAAAAAGAGUCUACGACUACGAUGAUCUAGCACAAAUUUUCAUUAAUCAAUUGGAUUGAAAAAUGCACAUAACAAGA